CACGGGUGCCUGGGGUGGGCAUGAAAGGGCUCUUUCACUGGCCGCUGCGCAGAGACGCCGGAGACCGCCAGGCAGGCAGCAACACCCGGUUGUGAAAUGGCCCUGGCCCGAAUGGUGGCCCCUGCCCUCCUGCUGCUCCUGGCACUGCCUGCUGGGGCCUGGCGUGGCCUGGGGCUGCCCCGCCGGCCGUGCGUGCAGUGCUGCCGUCCAGCCUGGCCCCCCGCCGCCCCCGGCCCGGGCGCCCACAUGAGCGACGGGGACCCGUGGGCACAGCUGCCCCGCCUGCGGCCCACCAUCGACAUCUCGAUCCUCAAAGGUGAGAAGGGUGAGGCCGGGGUCAGAGGUCACUCUGGCAGGAGCGGGAAGGAGGGCCCGCCGGGCUCCCGGGGCCUCCGGGGCCGCAAGGGCCAGAAGGGUCAGGCAGGGCUGCCUGGCGCCCAGUGCACGCGCGCCUACGCGGCCUUCUCGGUGGGCCGACGGGAGGGGCUGCACAGCGCCGACGCCCUCCAGGCGGUGACCUUCGACAUGGAGCUGGUCAACCUGGACGGCGCCUUCGACCUGGCCUCCGGCCGCUUCCUCUGCACCGCGCCCGGCGUCUAUUUCCUGAGCCUCAACGUGCACACCUGGAACUACAAGGAGACCUACCUGCACAUCAUGCGCAACGCGCACGCGGCCGCCGUGCUGUACGCGCAGCCCAGCGAGCGCAGCGUGAUGCAGGCGCAGAGCCUGCUGCUGCCGCUGGCCGCGGGCGACGCCGUCUGGGUGCGCAUGUUCCAGCGCGACCGCGACAACGCCAUCUUCGGUGAGCGCGGCGACCUCUACAUCACCUUCAGCGGCCACCUGGUCAAGCCGGACGCCGAGCUCUGACGGCCCGGCGCCACCAGCCCCCAGGGCCCACCCUCCCAAGCCCCCUGCCCAGGAGUGGGGCCAGCUGUGAUUGAGUGCCGCCUGCGUGCACAUGCUGAGCUGAGCAUGGCCCCGGCAGGAGCAAGACAGACCCACCAGACCUGCUAGACACAGACCCCAACCGAGGGGUCCCAGCAAGAGAUUCCGGAGCAGACCGCGUUCCAGGCGCGCAGUGGGCGGGGUUGGGGCGGGGCACCUUCCUCUGCUAAGGAGCUUGCACUCCUGGUCGGAUUCCCUUUCCGGUUAUAAAGGCUGUGCCAGGCCCCCGCGGUGUGAGAGAAUUACAAAGCGCCUACUGGGUGCUGGGCUGGAUGCUGGUGAGGCUCCGGGGGAGGGGUGGAGCGUGCUGAAUUCCAGGGUGCUCAGGGCGGCAGAGGCCACGGGACCAAUGACGUGGAGUAAGUGGGUGCCGGCCGAGCCAGGACAGGCCUCAGCCUGGGUGAACACACUGCCAGCCCCGGUGGGUCUAUUUUCUGGGGCUUGCGGCAUCCCCGGGUCUGUCUUGAGUGGGCUGAGAGGAGGAUGCUUGCCUGAGCCCAGGGAGCCCCAGACCCCUGGGGUAUCACCUCCCACUUCCACAUGCUGAAGCUGGGCCUGGCGGGGACCUGCAGAGAGCAGGCUGGCCCCGUCCCUGCAGGCAGGCGUGUGUGGACUGGCCCAGCUUUCUCCACUAGAGGCCUCGUCCACCCCGCAGGAGGAGCCAUCAGGCUGCCCCGCCCUCGGGUCCGCUCUGAGCCUGUUCCUUUCCUGCCACAUGUCCUCUGGCCAUUCUGGGACCUUCUGUCCGGCCUCUGUGGCCCCACCACCCGCUGCCUCCUCUCUGGGCCCUCCCCGGCCUCCCCUCCUGUGACCACUCCGCCCAAGUGAGGAUGCUGAGCUGGUGAGGUGGCGAGGGCCCUGGCAGGAGCAGUGUCUGGAGCCACCAGAGCCCAGCAUGCUGGCUGAGGUCCCCGGCCAGGCGGAUGUGGCUGGAGCUGCAGGCUGGCCAGGCCGAGCCUGCUGGGGCUGCUGGGUGAUGAAUAGGCCGGGGCCUCCACCCUGGGGCCCUGAGACCACAGAACACUGCAUGUUGGGUCCUGUCUCCUCAUCACGGCCCCCCGCCCCACCCCAGGAGCCCAGCCCAUCCUGAGAUGGUCUCUGGCAGACCUCCCCAGACCAUGGUUAUCGACUGGGGGGGUGGAGAGGGGGUGGGAGCCUCUCGUCCCCGCGCAUGGGGAGGAGGCACGGCUGGGAGCACGGCGCCCUCCCCUGCUGCACGGAACCCCGUGACCCUCAGGAACAUCCACCCUGAGUGAGGCUGGAGCCAAGAGCAUCCACAUACACCCGUGGGCAGCAGGGCCCACCCUCCCAGGCCGGGGCAUCCUGGACAGGUGGAGAUUUUGAGGUCCAGCGAGGGUGUGUAGACCUCCAAGUGUGUGUGAUGCUGGGAGCUGGAUCCCCCUCAAACAGGGCUGACUCCUCUAGUGUGGCCUGGGAUGGGGGGAGGGGAGGGCCCCCACUGGAGAGGGGCUACUGGGACUCCGAGUCUGCAGGGAGAGGGGGCUUCCAGCCGGCAGCCUUCCGCAGGGCCUCAAGGGCUGUGACAGUCCCGCCUCUGAGGCUGGCUUUCGGGCCAGCUCUGGACCAGGAUCGGGGGCUCCUGGGGUCCCAGGUAUGAGGCCCUUGCAUCCCAUGCAGGCCCUACAAUCACCGCACCAGCGGACAGGGACAUCCCAGGAGGAAGCUGGGACUCAGAGGCCUGGGUCCCUGAGCUCAGGCCUGGGCAGGGCUGUGACCCCAACCCCCCAGCACAAGCAGGGUCUGUACCCCAAGAUGCAGAGCAUGGGGGGCAGGGUUCACAGCGAUGCCUGCCCCCAGGAGCCCCAAGGCCCAGCUGGGCCUGGCCGUGGCACAGGGCAGGGGGCAGCAGGACUCCGGGGGGCUUGCUGUAGCCGAGGGUUUGGGAGCUGAGUGGGGCACCCUGGACUGGUGAGCCCGACCCCACUGAGACUAGAGGGUGCUGGAAGAGCCCGUGGGGCACCAGAGGGCGGCCCUGGACUGCUCCCCGGCCCCUCCCGAGACCCGCUCGGUACCGCCGACCCCCCCGCCAGUGAUGCUGGCUUGGGGCGAGGAGCCUCAGGCUGCACUUUGGCCCUUUGGCCUGGGUCCUUUUAUGGCUGGAAUAGCUGGACACGCCCAGGGUGCCUGGCAACCAGCAGGGCAUCAGGAGUGCUCAGAGGGGCCGCGGGGGCCGAGGGGGGUCCCACGGCAGAGAUAAAGGCACCCACACAGGAGCAUGAGGGGUGGAAGGACCUCCCUCUAUCCUCCCAGGUCUGGACUCCCUGCCCCCAACUGGGACCCUGCCCGCGAGUGCUGCAGGCCAGCCUGGCCGGGUGGGGGCGGGAGGGCCGCCCAGUCCAGCAGCCCAGGCAAAGCCGGCUCUCUCGGGCUCCCCGUCUGGCCCUGGGGUGCACUGGGCCCUGAGGGUGCAGGGCUGGGGGGCAUUCCCAUGAAAUCUGCGGACCUGCUGCCCGCUGGGCCUCCCUCUCACCUCACUCCAUCCGCGGGGCCUGGACCAGAGGCACUGGGGCGGCUCCACUGAGCCCCCGGGACAGCCCUGCUCCCCUUGCUUGCCCAGAGGGCAGAGCAGGCCAAACAGAUGGUGUCCGAUCAAUUCCAAAGUAAAGGCCACCCCUGCCCUCAGAGAACAGGGGCCAGGUAGUGUCUCCCCUGAGUGCGAGCAAGAACCCCGUGGAGGCUGCUGGUCAGAGCCUCCUUGCCCGGGACGCGCCAGGAACACCACAGGUGGGUGCAGGAUGGGCGGCAAGGCCUGCCUCCCCCCACCCCCGGCUUAGUGAAAACCCACGACUGAGAACAGGUGGGGUGAGGGGAAGGCGUCAUGUCCACAAAGUGAUGAGAAGCUCCAGACUCAGGAAUCCGUGCCUGUGCGGCUCGCUCAGGAGACGAGAGGGUGAACAGCAUCCUCGAAGAACCGCACGGCAGCCUGGGGUGGGGUGGGGGGACCAGGGUGCACCUGCCCUGGGGAAGAGAGCUGGAAACGACCAGAACACGGGGCAGCCCAGAGGCGGAAUCCUAUGGAAGCCGUUUCCCGUCUCAGUUUUUCUCCGUUUGGUGGAAUUCCAACAAAACAUCCAUUUUUAGAAUUUGGGUGAAAGUCAUAAACCAUAAAAUGUACCAUUUUAAAAUGAACAAAGUGAAAGUCG
Cervus elaphus (red deer) is the source of this 4109-nucleotide messenger RNA. It is a transcript of the gene C1QTNF8, whose product is annotated as C1q and TNF related 8. The record is from RefSeq and is a predicted model, not a curated record. The transcript has 3 exons. Gene Ontology annotation, molecular function: protein binding. Lineage: Eukaryota; Metazoa; Chordata; Mammalia; Artiodactyla; Cervidae. Bases 97 to 867 code for a protein of 256 amino acids.